AAAGGGAGCAUCCCCAGUGCUUGAUUCAGAGGGACUCACUUCCCUUCACUCUGCACUCAUCUUCUUGCACCACAGCUACGGUGAUUCUUCUCCUCUUCAUCUUCUACUCUGUUUAGACGGAGCAGCCAUGUAUCUCCAGCAGUGCACUCCAUCCACUGGAGGCAGCAGAAGGAGCUACAGCUCAUGCUCUGCCAUUGGUGCAGGUGGAGGAGGGGGAGGCAGAGUCAGGAGUAGCUACAGCUCCUAUUCCUCCUCCAGGGGCUAUGGAGGUGGCGGACGUUGUGCAGGGUUUGGCAGCAGGAGCUUGCAUAAUCUAGGUGGAGGUGGAAGGAUUUCUGUGGGGGGCUCUUACAGUGGAGGAUUUGGGUGCAGAGCUGGUGGCUUUGGUGGUGGAAUUGGUGUCGGGUUUGGCGGCUAUGGAGGUGGAGUGGGCGGCUAUGGAGGAGGACCAUGUGGCUUUGGAGGAGGAGCGGGCGGCUUUGGAGGAGGAGCGGGCGGCUUUGGAGGAGGAGCGGGCGGCUUUGGAGGAGGAGUGGGCGGCUUUGGACCUGGUUUUGGACCUGGCUUCGGACCUGGCUUCGGACCUGGCAGACCUGGGCAGCCUGGAGGCAUCCAGCCCGUUCAAGUUGACCCAAGGCUCCUGCAACCAGUCAGUGUCGAGAUUGACCCCCAUAUCCAACAAGUGAAAACUCAGGAGACGGAGCAGAUCAAGGUCCUCAACAACCAGUUUGCAGGCUUCAUCGACAAGGUCCGGUUCUUGGAACAACAAAAUAAAGUUCUGGUCACCAAGUGGGAACUCUUACAACAGCAAGGCGGAACAAUUAUUAGGAAGGACUUAGCACCCUUGUUUGAGAAUUUUAUCCAAGCCUUGAAGAGGAAGCUAGAUGGACUCCAAAGUCAGAAGGGACAACUGCAGUCAGAACUGGAGAACAUGCAGCAGUAUGUCGAGGAGUACAAGUGCAAGUACGAAGAAGAAAUCAACAAGCGCACAAGUGCUGAGAAUGACUUCGUGGUGCUCAAGAAGGACGUGGAUAAUGCCUACAUGGUUAAAGUAGAGUUGGAAACAAGGGUGCAAAGUCUGACUGAUGAAAUCAACUUCCUGAGAUUUGUAUUUGAACAGGAAAUAUCUCAGUUGCAGACGAUAAGUCGUGACUUGUCAGUGGUUGUAUCCAUGGAUAACAACAGAUCUCUAGAUCUGGACGGCAUCAUUCAGGAAGUCCGAAAUCAAUAUGAGGAGAUCGCUCGGAGAAGUAGAGCUGAGGCAGAGGCUUGGUACCAGUCUAGAUAUGAAGAGCUGCAGAGCACAGCUGGAAGACAUGGGGACAACUUGCGCAGCACCAAGGUAGAGAUCCAAGAGCUAACAAGGAAUAUCCAGAGGAUGCGGUCUGAAAUUGAAAGUGUGAAGAAGCAGAUCGCACAGCUGCAGUCUGCCAUUGCCGAAGCAGAGGAGAAGGGCGAGUUGGCCCUCAAGGAUGCUAGGACAAAACUGGACGAGCUUGAACGUGCCCUGCAGAAAGACAAGGGGGAUCUGGCUAACUUAUUGAAAGAGUACCAGGAUCUGCUGAAUGUCAAACUUGCCCUGGAUAUCGAGAUCGCCAUGUACAGGAAACUGCUGGAAGGAGAAGAGUCCAGGUAG
Molecule: messenger RNA, 1636 nt
Organism: Dermochelys coriacea (leatherback sea turtle)
Lineage: Eukaryota; Metazoa; Chordata; Testudines; Dermochelyidae
Product: keratin, type II cytoskeletal 3-like
Exons: 7
Coding region: 128-1636 (502 amino acids)
Biological process (GO): keratinization; intermediate filament organization
Cellular component (GO): keratin filament
Molecular function (GO): structural constituent of skin epidermis
Source: RefSeq, a predicted model, not a curated record